CCUAAAGCUGGUCUGCCACCCGCCAUUAGACUGAGAGAAGUAGUUUGUUUAAACAGUCUCAUGCAUCAAGCAGUGUGUGGAUAAAUGUACUCUUAAUUCAUUUAGUUCAUCAGCAUCAGCGUCAGCAUCAUGACAUAAACAGACAGAGACGCGGAGAACGGAAGAGACCGAGAGAAAGAGCAGCGCGUGGUGCCCGCUGCUGUACCAGAGCCAUUACAGGAGCAAAUUCAAGCCAACUUCAUUGUCGUGAUUCAUCCCGGGUCCAAAUCUCUGCGGAUGGGCCGGGCUACAGACACCCUCCCCCUAAGCGUUCCUCAGGUCAUCGCCCGCAGACACAAACAGCCCGGUCAGCGCCGCCACGAGGACCAGUGCCUCUUACGAGAAGGACUGAAUGCAGCAGACAGCAAUGAACAGAGACAAAAUGGGCUAAAAAUGGUCGACCAGGUGAUCUGGUCCAAGAAAAUGUCCAACGGUGUGAGAAGAACCCCAGUGUCUGCAGAGCAGGCCAGAUUAUACAACAGACAAAUACGUCCUGCUGUGCUAGACCCAAACUCUAAAGUGAAGUGGACAAAUACAUCACAUCAGCCUGAAUAUCUGGUAGGAGAAGAGGCGUUGUAUGUGAACCCUGCAGACUGCUACAGCAUCCACUGGCCCGUCUGCAGGGGACACCUGAACAUCCACAGCGGGCCGGGCGGCUCUCUCACCGCUGCGCUGGCGGACCUGGAGACCAUCUGGUCUCACGCUCUACAGAAACUCCUAGAAAUCACGCUGAAGGAUCUGAAGUAUUACAGAUGCAUCCUUCUGAUCCCAGACAUCUGUAACAGGCAGCACAUGAAGGAAGUUGUUAAUAUGCUGCUGGUUAAAAUGGGCUUCUCAGGUAUGUCACUAAAACCAUCUGCACCUGCUGAUCCCAUCACAACUGUGGCGGUGCAUCAGGAGUCUGUGUGUGCGAUGUUUGGCAGCGGCCUGAGCAGUGCGUGUGUGGUGGAUGUUGGUGACCAGAAGACCAGCGUGUGCUACGUCGAGGACGGCGUGUCCCACCGCAGCUCCAGGUUGUGUCUUGCGUACGGAGGCUCGGAUGUGACGCGGUGUUUUUUCUGGCUCAUGCAGAGAGCCGGAUUUCCCUUUAGAGAAUGCCAACUCGGCAACAAAAUGGACUGUAUUUUACUGCAGCAGCUCAAAGAGUCCUUCUGCCAUCUGGAUCAGGAUAUUUCUGGGCUGCAGGAUCACGAGUUUCGCACAUGUUUCCCUGAUUCCCCAGUGCUGCUGUAUCAGCUACGAUUAGGAGAUGAGAAACUCCAGGCUCCCAUGGCAUUAUUCUACCCUGCUGCGUUUGGGAUAGUGGGGCAGAAGAUGACAUCGCUGCUGCAUCGCUCUCAAGGAGACGCAGAGGAUGCACAUGAUGAGCACUUCCUCCUGACCACACAGAGCAAACAAGACCAGUCUUCUAAAGCCACGACAGACCGCAAAUUAUUCCCUAAGCCUGCUGGGUUUGAGGGGGAAACCGACAUGUGCGACCCAUCGGAGAAGGGAUAUCUGACUCAGGAUCUGGAUUUGGGCCACGCUCAAGCCGAGUGCCUCGUCGGUGGGGCGGAUGCAGAAGAAACAUUGUCAGCUCUGUUGUCCAGGAAGACGGCCAUGACUCAGUUUGAGGGAAAAGCACUUGGCAUGGAUAAAGCCAUCUUACACAGCAUUGACUCCUGCGCCUCGGAUGAAACGAAGCGUAAGAUGUACAGCUGUAUUCUGGUAGUUGGUGGCGGGCUGCUGUUUGACGGAGCGCAAGAGUUUCUGCAGCAUCGCGUCCUCAAUAAGAUGCCUCCAUCUUUCCGUCGUCUGGUGGAGAACGUCGAUGUCAUCACACGACCAAAGGACAUGGAUCCUCGUGUGAUAGCGUGGAAGGGUGGAGCCGUGCUGGCGUGUUUGGACACCACGCAGGAGCUCUGGAUUCACCAGCGAGAGUGGCAGCGCUUCGGUGUGCGGAUGCUCCGUGAGCGGGCCGCCUUUGUCUGGUGAUGUCUUCGUGACGUGGAUUUAAUCUGCUUGUUUUUAUUUUUGGGGAUGUCAAUCUGGCAGUAUGAUGCUAUUAACAAUGUAAAGGUUGAACAAUCAUCUUGCAAAUAAUUUGUUUAGGAUGAUAAUAAAUUGAAUAGCUGUUUAUGAAAAAAACGUGGCUGUUUUUCAUAACUAUUAAGCAUUUUUGUAUCAUUUUCAAUUUUCUCCACUCUAACCAGGAAAAAAAAA
Messenger RNA from Sinocyclocheilus rhinocerous, 2241 nucleotides. It is a transcript of the gene actr8, whose product is annotated as actin related protein 8. NCBI's taxonomy places the organism in Eukaryota, Metazoa, Chordata, Actinopteri, Cypriniformes, Cyprinidae. The transcript is spliced from 13 exons. The coding region runs from base 277 to 2013 and encodes 578 amino acids. The record is from RefSeq and is a predicted model, not a curated record.